Molecule: messenger RNA, 3104 nt
Organism: Pogona vitticeps (central bearded dragon)
Lineage: Eukaryota; Metazoa; Chordata; Lepidosauria; Squamata; Agamidae
Source: RefSeq, a predicted model, not a curated record
CCAGCAACGAGGUAGCUACAGAUACAGUAGAGUCCCAACGGAAACCUCAGACUGAGCAGACCCGAAAGGGAUCUUCUUUCUAUAUGAAGAGAUGUCAACCCGGGAUAAGCCCCCAGAGGCGGAAGUGGGGGAUACAACCGAACAGCAGUGGACGCUCAGGAGUGAGAGCCACGCAGAGUGCUUCCUUGGUGCCGCUCUCCAGUUGCGAGAGCAACACCGUCUGGUGGACGUGACCGUGGCGUUGGGUCUCAGGAGCUACCAAGCCCACAGCCCCAUUCUUGCUGCUGUCAGUUCUGUCUUCCGGCAGCGCAUGCAAUACAGAGAGCAAGGCGCGAUGGAGCUCCAUGGGGUGACCACACCACGGGGCUGGGAGGCCAUCUUGAAUUUCGCCUACACGGGGGAGUUAGAAGUCACACCAGAGACGGCCGGAGAGAUCUUGGACGCAGCCGAGUCGCUAGGCGUUCCUCGUGUCGCUGAGAUCUGCAAGAUGGUGUUGAUUGGGAUGCAGGCCGAGGACAGGCUGAGUCCAGCCGAAGAAAAAUGGGAGACGCUCCGAAGCCUGGAAGAACUUUACAAAGAAGGCAUUGGCUGGGAUUUAGAACUUAAAGCGGAGGGAAAUAGUUUCCGAGUUCACCGCCUGGCUUUGGCCUGUGGCUGUGAGUUCUUCCAUGGUAUGUUCACCAGUGGCAUGAAGGAAUCUCACCAGGCAGAUGGCCCUCUCUGCACCCGUUUCACCUCAACUGAUUUGGAACUAGUGAUCUCCUUUGCGUACUCCGGCACACUGGUUGGUGGGUGGGAUUUUCUGCUUGAUACGGCUCAGGCUGCUCUACAAUACCAAGUCUCUGGCAUCUGGGAACUCUGUCUGGAUUUCUUCCAUCACCAGCUGAGCCCUGAAUCCAGCUUGGACGUCUUGUCCUUCGCUCGUGCCUAUGGCUUGCACGAUCUGGAAAGCACCGCCGAGAACUUUGUGUUAAGGAAUUUUGCUCACGUCACGGCGACGCCAAAAUUCUUAGACCUUCCAGUCAACCAGCUGGUUGAGUUCCUCAGCUCUGACGCUCUCUACAUCCUCAAUGAAUUAGAGGCCUUCCAAGGAGCCAUCUGCUGGCUGAACGCUGACCCGGCUGGACGGAUGGACCGUGCAGACAAAGUUCUGCGCUGCAUCAGAUUCUCUCUGAUGUCCACCCGGGAGCUCAAGCAGGUGCGGGCGGAAAAGAUGAUGGCUGCCCCGGGUCAUCUCUAUAACAUCAUGGUCGACUCUCUAGCUAGCCUCCCACCGGGCCCCUCCAAGAUGGAACAACUCCCGUGCCGAAUGAGAUAUCCACAAAAGGUGAUUGUUACCAGCGGUGGAGAUACUCUGGCAAAGAACAUGGCCACUCGUAGUCCCACCCAGGACAUCUGGUUCUCCCAUCGCUUUUGGAACGGCAUCGGGCUGGUCAAGCAAAUAGAGUGGCGUCGUCUUGGGCAGCUUCCCGAAGAGCCACGCUUCCGGCAUGCUGUAGCGGUCAAGGACAAUGUGAUGUACAUCUUUGGGGGGAAAAACUACUACGGCGUCAGGGACACCAUGUGUUCAGUGUUCAAGUUCGACCCUCUGUGUGAGAGAUGGGAGCGGCUGGCCGACAUGACAAGUUGCAGAAGCUAUUUCCAAGUGGUCUUCUUAGAUGGCUUUUUCUACGCCAUGGGUGGCAGCUCCAAUGAUGUCUAUUGUUUGGAUUCAGUGGAAUGCUAUGAACCUAAGACCAAUACCUGGAGGCCUUGUGAACCUCUGCCGGCUCCACUCUGCGGCCACGCGGCCUGUGUCUUGGACAGCUCCAUCUAUGUCUGUGGAGGAAGCGAUGGUUCGUGCCGCUGUCACUCCACUCUGAUCCGUUACCUCCCUGGGGCGCCCCCCAUUCCACUGGCCACCAUGCGAGAAGAGAGGGCGGGACAUGCCAUGGAAGUCCUGAAUGGGCAGAUCUACGUAGCCGGUGGCCUGCGCUGGCGGGACGGCCACGGAGGCUACGCCGAUCAACUGGCCUGCGAAACGUAUAACCCCAAACUGGAUGUAUGGGUCGCCCUGAGCCCCCUGCCCCAGCCCCAUGUUAUCGCUGCCUCUGCUGUCUUGGAGGGAGAGCUCUACAUAUUGGGAGGUUACAGCCACGACACCUAUCGUGACACCCACCUGAUUCACUGCUAUAAUCCAACGCACGACCGCUGGGUCAAUGUCGGGACACUGCCUCAGGCUUACGCUGACCUCAGAGCCUGCGUCUUAGAAGUCCCAGCCUCCCUCAGGGGAAAGGACGCCUCUCCCUCAGAUACUCCCAACCUGGGAAUCUCGGCUGAUCCUGAAGGCAUCUGAUCCCUUGCCAACUUUCCUCAAAUGCAAGCCUUGGGAACGGUUGACCUUCCAGAUGUUGGGCACGUCCGCUCUCAGAGGCCUAUGUCAACAUGGCCAGGGAUGAGGCAACCAUCAGCUAGCUGGAUAGCUCAGUGGUUUAGGUAUCUGCCUGUGAAGCCAGAGGUUGGGAGAUUGAUUCCCCAGUGUGUCUCCUGGGAGUAAAGCCCAACCUGUAUGGCCUUGGGAGUAAAGCCCAACCAGGAUGCGCCCGGAAGAAGGAAAUGGUAAACUAUCUACCCGGAAAACCCUUAAAAGGCUCACUAUGAGUCAGAACUGACUUGGCACCACUUGAUUAUUAUUAUUAUUUAGUCUGAAAGAUCUGGAUUACCUAAGAUUCCUGUUAUAAGGGAAUCCGUUAAUUCCUACAUGGAUUGUCAAAUCGCUGUGGGCAGAAGCUCGGUAGGCCAAUUCACAAAUGGCAUGCACCAUUUUUCUGCUCUUAGCACCCUUAUACGCUUAUCGCCGGAAUGUGUGAAUUGACUCAGCUGGCCAAAAAAUACAGAAGUGCAGGUGAUAUGACAACUCUCCCUGUGGUCUUAGAUCCUUCUAAUAUUGUAUCUGCAUCCACCUGCCUUGAUUUGAUCAUCAAUAAGGGAUAACGUUGUCCUCUCUGAAUUAGUCUUAUACAUUUGCUGGAGCCAUUCAAAAACCACAUUGCAUUCAAAUGCUUCAUUUCCUCUUAUUUAUUUGCAAUAUUUACAUACUGCUUCUGUCCUAAUAAAGGUGAACA